AUGGUGGGAGAAGAAUUGUGUCCACUUAAAGAACUGGGAAGUAAGAGGGAUACUGUAUAUUUACGAGAAUGGAGGUAUGGUCAACUAAAACAUUUUGUAGGUAGUCUCCCAAUGCCAUUAAGAAAAAAAGAAGACUGGAACCCCUUUGAGCACGUAUUAGAUACAAGAGGAGAUGGGAAGCAUGGGAUCACUAAAAUAUAUAAAAUUCUCACAGGGGCUACAAGGCAACUAUUUUUAGAGAAGUGGGAAAUGGAUUUAGAAGUAAUAAUUGAUGAGAGAAAACAAAAGAAAAUAUAUAGUUUAAUUCACGGGAAUGUAAAUAUGAAGGAAACGGAAAUGAAUUAUAAGUGUUUAGUAAGAUGGUAUAUUACACCGAAUGUAGUACACAAGAUAAGUGGAGAUAACUCACCUUUAUGUUGGCGGGGAUGUGGAGAGAGAGGUACAAUGAUACACUUAUGG
This is a messenger RNA of Staurois parvus, 459 nucleotides long. The record is from the annotation of a GenBank genome assembly. Lineage: Eukaryota; Metazoa; Chordata; Amphibia; Anura; Ranidae.